Tarenaya hassleriana is the source of this 2174-nucleotide messenger RNA. RefSeq names its product fatty acid amide hydrolase. Gene Ontology annotation, molecular function: N-(long-chain-acyl)ethanolamine deacylase activity. Bases 180 to 2003 code for a protein of 607 amino acids. Gene Ontology annotation, biological process: N-acylethanolamine metabolic process. Gene Ontology annotation, cellular component: membrane. Lineage: Eukaryota; Viridiplantae; Streptophyta; Magnoliopsida; Brassicales; Cleomaceae. The transcript is spliced from 21 exons. The record is from RefSeq and is a predicted model, not a curated record.
GCCGUUGGGGAUAGCAGUGAUCGCGGUGAAGAUACGACGACUGAGUCCAGUAGAGCGUUUGAAGCCUUUAUUGAAGUCUUCAACAACUUCAACGCUCACUCCGCCGACUUCUUCAAAGCCUCCAUUGGAGCAAAUUUCUGCUUCAUCGGCUGAUCCUUUGAACAAGAAUUUCGUCUCAGAUGGGUAAGAAGCAUGUUAUGCUGCCGGCGAAUCAGGUGGAUGUAUCUGUUGUCAAAUAUGAUACGGAAGACAUCAAAGCUCCUCAUUUGACUGGGUUUGCAUUUAAGUUGUUCGUUAAGAUGCUCGAAGCUCCAUUUAUUGGUCCGUUGAUUGUGGCUUCUUUUAAAAAGAAUAAUGGCAUGACUGAGAUGUUCCGGAAUAGAGUGAUACCUGAAGCGCCCAUGUUUAAGCCAGAAUUUCCAUCCCAAGAUCCGGAGCUUGGUGUUUUCACUUUGGGCGAAGAUGCAAGUCCUAUAGAUAGAGUGGAAACAGCCUUAAAGUGUCUUCCUCGUUCUGAUCCUUCUAGUGGCGUGACUGCAGAUCCUAGUUCUUCCUUCCGGUACUGGAAAAUACGUGAUUUUGCAUAUGCUUAUCGCUCUAAGCUUACAACUCCAUCUAAGGUAGCAGAACAAAUAAUCACGGUCAUUGAGGAGUUUAGGUAUGACAGAUCUCCAACUCCAUUAUUCGUUACUUUUGAUCCCAAUGAACUCCGAAAACAGGCUGCAGCUUCUACUCAGAGGUUUGAAGAAGGAAAUCCAUUAUCUGUCUUGGAUGGAAUUUUUGUGGCAAUUAAGGAUGACAUUGAUUGCUUCCCUCAUCCAACAAAGGGUGGAACAACAUGGAUGCAUGAGGUCCGCUCUGUUGAAAAGGAUGCAGUUCCUGUUUCAAGAUUGCGCAGUUGUGGUGCAAUCUUCCUUGGCAAGACAAAUAUGCAUGAACUAGGCAUGGGAACCACGGGGAACAAUUCGAAUUAUGGAACCACAAGAAACCCACACGCACCUGACAGGUACACUGGUGGAUCAUCCUCAGGGUCAGCAGCUAUUGUAGCCUCGGGACUAUGUUCUGCUGCUCUUGGAACAGACGGCGGAGGUUCAGUACGCAUCCCUGCAUCACUUUGUGGUGUAGUGGGAUUGAAAACGACAUAUGGUCAGACGGAUAUGAAAGGGUCAUUAUGUGAAGGUGGAACCGUGGCAAUAAUUGGUCCCAUUACAUCAUGUCUGGAAGAUGCCAUACUGGUGUAUGCAGCAAUUUUGGGUUCUUCUGCUGCUACCAAAAUCUCCUUGAACCCGCCUCCUCCCAGUUUGCCAAACUCAUUGACAGACAAAGGGGAGGAUACUAUAGGAUCUAUACGACUUGGGAAGUACACAAAGUGGUUUAAUGAUGUUCAUUCAAACGACAUCUCAGACAAAUGCGAAGAAAUUCUUACACUGCUAUCGAAAAGUCAUGGUUGUGAAUUGGUGGAGAUAGUAGUACCUGAACUGGAAGAGAUGCGAGCUGCCCACCUUGUUUCCAUUGGGUCUGAAACAAUGUCUUCUCUUACUCCUCACUGUGAAGAUGGGAAAAAUUCAAAACUAAAUUAUGAUACCCGUACCAGCUUCACGAUUUUCCGGUCAUUCUCUGCUUCAGAUUACGUCACUGCACAAUGUUUUAGGCGAAGAUUGAUGUACUAUCACAUGGAGAUAUUCAAAAAAGUCGAUGUCAUUGUGACCCCCACAACUGGAAUGACUGCACCCGUAAUUCCACCCGAGGCGCUCAAAUCCGGGGAAACAAAUAUGCAAGUGUCAGCUUAUCUCAUGCGAUUUGUUCAGGCAGCAAAUCUGCUUGGCUUCCCGGCUAUCUCAGUUCCCGUAGGGUAUGAUAAAGAGGGACUUCCCAUUGGAUUACAAAUAAUGGGGAGACCAUGGGCUGAGUCCACUAUCCUCCGCUUAGCUGCCGCCGUAGAGGAGCUGGCUCCAAAUAAGAAGAGGCCUGCUUUGUUUCAUGAUAUUCUCAAGACGGACUGAGCCCCAAACCGCCGACCUUACGCACAAACAAUUCAUUGUCAACGGUCCAAAGGUGGAAAUUCUUUCUUCCCAUGAAUAUGUCACAUAAUCAAUGACCGAUUUGGGUAUCACAACCAGUAAUGGAUAACGAAAACUAAAGUUUUUUUGAGAAAUAAGAAACGCGUUCUGGUG